Otolemur garnettii (small-eared galago) is the source of this 3165-nucleotide messenger RNA. RefSeq names its product cortexin-2-like. The coding region runs from base 375 to 554 and encodes 59 amino acids. Lineage: Eukaryota; Metazoa; Chordata; Mammalia; Primates; Galagidae. The transcript is spliced from 3 exons. The record is from RefSeq and is a predicted model, not a curated record.
CCGGGUUCGCUCGCGCCGCUGGGGCGCUGACUCAGCCGCAGCCCGGCUGCUUCCGCCCAGCCGGGCCCGGGCAGCGCCCCCGGCGCCCUGCGCGCCCGCGACCCCCGCGCCUGGACGCGCCUCAGCCCGCGGUCCGCGGCCGCCCCCGGCUGGGCGCCAGCCGGGCCGGGACUCCGCGACCGCACGGGACGGGCCUCGCCAGCACCCUCCAAUGCCUCACCAGUGCCUGCUCUCUGAGUGAAAGGCCUGUUCUCAACGGCUCCCCUCCCUCUGCAAUGGCCAGGUCCUUAUGAAGUGGUGACCACUCCAACUAGCAGGGUGGAAGAUGGUACCAGCCGCACGGGAGCCUGAGGAGGAGCCUACAGCUGCCGCAGAUGGAGGAGCCCACGCCCGAGCCAGUCUUCGUUGACGUGGACAAAGGGCUGACCUUGGCCUGCUUCGUCUUCCUCUGCCUCUUCCUCGUGGUGAUGAUCAUCCGCUGUGCCAAGGUCAUCAUGGACCCUUACAGCGCCAUCCCUACGUCCACCUGGGAGGAGCAGCACCUGGACGACUGAGGCGCUGCGGCCUCCACGAGAGCGGGCCCUGCGUCCCCUGGCCACCGGCCUCCCAGCCUGCAGGGGCGAGGAAUGGAUGUGGCUCUAGUGGGUGGAGGAGGUCCACUUAACCUCGCCAGCCCUUACUCCAGCACAGAGUCAAAUGCCCAGGUGCUCUGAGGUGGCCUGGGGGUAAGAGCAGGGGACUGGGCUAGAAACGGGGUGGUCACCCUCCCCGGCUCCUGUGCUCCUUUCAGAAUUAAAUCUAGCACAGACACCCCUUGUCCCCUCCCCCCAAUGCACAGCAGAAUUCUCCUUUGGGGAAGACAGUCCUUAAAAUGCAAAGUAGCACACAGAGAUGCCCACCCAGCGAAGAGGUCCCGCCCAAGCUGAGUGCCACCCGGAUCCAGCAAUGGAGAGGCUGGCCAGGGCUGAGGGGACACAAAAGGCACACCACCUGGGCUGCUUCCACGCAGUAUUUUUUUUUAAACUAAAAAUAUGGAGAAAUAUUUUUCCUGGUACAAAUAAAAUGUACAUUUUAGAAAUUUGGAGAAAUACAAAUAAAUAGAAGGAAAGGGGGAAAAUAACACUCACAUCCCACUGCCCAGAAGGGCCUUUGUGAUAUCUUUUCUUCCACCCUUCUCUACAUGUGAUUUUUAGUCAAACUCAUGCUCCAUGCUCGAUGCUAUGUGGGUUCAUAAGACAGCAUUAAGACGCCCCAUUUCAUCACUCUACAUAGCCAUAUUUUUUAGUGAUACAGGGUAAUCUAUCAGGUGGAUAGGUCAUGGUCUAAUAAUCAUCUCACUUUUCCUCACACAAAAUUAUUUCACCUAGUAAGCUCGUGAGGGUCACAGUCCACGGGAUGAAUAUUGGACAGGGAGACCUGGAUUCUAGCCAUGCUUUGGCUACUCAAAGCCUAUGUGACAUUGAGCAAAUCACUUCACCUCUCUGUGCCUCAGUUCCCUCAUUGUAAAAGCCUUGCCACUUUUAAAUUUCUUUUUUUGCAUGCAUCUUGCAUGAAUGAAAGGACAGGAGGGGCAGUGCUUUGAACAGAAAUGUCUGGUGGGCAAGGAACUAGUUGUUGGUAAGGGCUGCUGGGCCCUCCCUUCUUCCUUCCCUCCUUCCCCAUCUGUGACCUUGCAGCAACAACAUUGAUCAGAGCCUACAAACCUGAUGACAAGUCCCAAUUCCUCUACUUCCUCGUUAAGUGACCCUAAAUAACUCACUUAGCCUCUCUGAGCUCCCAUGUCUUUAUCUUUAAAGGGAGGAAUAAUGUCUACCUCACAAGGUGGUUGUGAGGAUGAAACGAGAAAGCAUGGACAGAUGGUACUGUUCUUUCUUAAACUCCCGGGGUCCAUGCUGGGAGGAGCAGGGGUUCUGGGUUCCUUCCUCCUCCCUGCAGAGCCCCGAACCAGGGCCUUCCUCAACUUCAAGGGCCUCUUCCUUGAAGAGCCCAGGGAGAGAUCCAGAUCUCCAGUCAGAACACUGGUCAGAGGAAUACAGCAAUCCCCCCCACUUCCAAGACCUGACCUCUAGGGACAUGAUGCCCACCAACUGACAUCACUGUCACUGUCAAAUGAAACUAGGCACCUGAGCUCCCCUUCCUCUGCCAGCAUAGGCCCAGCCUGCCUUCCCACUCUGGGGAGACCUGCAGCUGUGAAGACACUCGGGGCUCUCUUUCUAUCACCUGCCUCCCAGCCCUGGAUCCCCACCCAUUCCAGGCCACUUGGGAAUUGUGUUUCCAAAGCACUCUCACCACCAGCUGACCCUGAAAAGUGGACAAGGCCAUAGCUGUCCAGGCAGUGCUCCCAGGUGUAUCCAUAUCCCCUCCCCCACCAGCAUGGCUCAGGAUGUGCAGGGGACAGCUGGCAGAGGCGUGGGCCAGGUCCCUAGAAGGAUCUGCACAGGAAAGAGCCUGUGCUUUGCCCAGGCACAGUAGCAGCCUUACCUGUGAAGCAUACCUCAGAGACCCCAGACAUAGACACAGAAAGCCCAGUACAGCACAAAUCCAAUGCCCAGUCAUCUAGUCACAGACCACAGGCACCCGGAGAGGCCUAGCUACCUCCGCUGGAGGCACAUUAGGAUUUCCUGUGCCCCGGGGCAGUGCUUACUCAACUGUGGCGGAAGGGCUUGUUCCAGCUCCAGACCUACAGACUCCAGGUCUCUGGGGUGGAGCCUAGGAGGCCACACUGGCAAGACCCCCAGGCAUUUUAGGUGCCUGUUAAAGUCAGAAGCUCUGCCUGGGUCCCACUUAGUUCCUUUCCAAGCCUAGGUUUGCUAAUAUUUCCUGUCUUAUCUCUCUCUCUCUUUUUUUUUUUUGACAGCAAGGAGAAAUAAUAACAUUUCAGAAAGGGUGCAAAAUAUAAAUAUCAAACCUCCAAUAAAACAGUGAUUUUUAUUUGCGUCCCUACAGACCCUUCUAAUCGUUGUCCUCAUGCAAGAGACAUUUUUUAAUAAAUGCCAUCAAUUAUAUAACUUUGGAGCACACUCUCUCCCAAUAUCACAUCACAAGCACACUUCAGUGUGGUUGCUAUUAGUCCUCACGUGUAUCAUUUUAAUGGCUACCAAACACGGCAUCUGGUACACACAUGUGAUUAUACAGACGUCUAUGAUUAAAUACUUGGAUUUGCUU